This is a messenger RNA of Exserohilum turcica Et28A, 882 nucleotides long. RefSeq lists its product as uncharacterized. Gene Ontology annotation, biological process: ribosomal large subunit biogenesis; intracellular mRNA localization. Gene Ontology annotation, molecular function: mRNA binding. The transcript has 2 exons. The coding region runs from base 35 to 649 and encodes 204 amino acids. Gene Ontology annotation, cellular component: nucleolus; preribosome, large subunit precursor. The record is from RefSeq and is a predicted model, not a curated record. Lineage: Eukaryota; Fungi; Ascomycota; Dothideomycetes; Pleosporales; Pleosporaceae.
CCCUUUUGUGUGCACGCCCUUCGCACUCGCAGACAUGGGCGCAACCAAACCAGCCUCCAAGGGCAAAGGCUCCAAGGGCAAAUCCGGCGGCAGCUCCGGAAAAUCCUCAAAAUCCAAAUCCAAAUCCAAACCCACCGGCAGCGCGCCCGAAGGCAUAUCGAAGCGCAAACAAAAAUCACUGUCAUUGGCCAAACCGGGCGGUGCGCAAAAGACAAAAUCCAUAGUAUCCAAAGAUGGCAAAAAGAAAAAGAGGGUGUAUUCGGAGAAGGAGCUGGAUAUCCCGGCGCUGAACGGCAUCGUGCCUGCUGGCAUUGCGAAGCCAAAGGGUGUCAAGAAGGGCAAGAAGUUUGUGGAUGACCCGGUUAGCAUGAUGGCCAUCAUGUCCGUUGUCAACGCCGAGAAAGAGGGACACCUCGAGUCCAAGAUUGCCAAAGCCCGCCAACUAGAGGAGAUCCGCGAAGCAAAGAGGAAAGAAGCCGAGGCAAGGAAAGAAGACAAGGAGGCCAAGUUCGAGGAGCGAAAACAGGAUCUCAAGAAGAACAAGAAGAGGAAGCGACAUAGCGAGCCGAGUGCGAAGAGCGACGAGGGUGACAAGAUCAAGGAAAAGGAUAGGAAGUUCAAGCCUAAGAAGAGGGUCAGCUUCGGCUGAGGAUGUGGAAAGAUGUGGGACAGAUAUAGCGUACCUGGGUAUUUGAUCCGGAGAGUGCAUAUUUAGGUGAGAGAGGGAAAAGAAGAGAGUGCUACAGUGUUACCUUGAGACAGCGAUUUACGGAAGUACCAUGACAAAAGCAUAUGGACAAAGGCGUCAUAGGAGAAAGAGCCGAUCAAUCAAAGGCCAAAUCCACCUACGGUCUAUAAAAUCUAGAGAGAAAGUCUAAGAUA